Messenger RNA from Condylura cristata (star-nosed mole), 1947 nucleotides. RefSeq names its product v-maf avian musculoaponeurotic fibrosarcoma oncogene homolog B (gene MAFB). Bases 62 to 1033 code for a protein of 323 amino acids. Gene Ontology annotation, cellular component: nucleus. Gene Ontology annotation, molecular function: DNA-binding transcription factor activity, RNA polymerase II-specific; RNA polymerase II cis-regulatory region sequence-specific DNA binding. Gene Ontology annotation, biological process: regulation of transcription by RNA polymerase II; regulation of myeloid cell differentiation. The transcript has a single exon. NCBI's taxonomy places the organism in Eukaryota, Metazoa, Chordata, Mammalia, Eulipotyphla, Talpidae. The record is from RefSeq and is a predicted model, not a curated record.
CGCGCCCCGGCCGGCCGCAAAGUUUCUCGGGCGGCAGCGGCGACUGCGCCUCGCGUCAGCGAUGGCCGCGGAGCUGAGCAUGGGGCCGGAGCUGCCCACCAGCCCGCUGGCCAUGGAGUAUGUCAACGACUUCGACCUGCUCAAGUUCGACGUAAAGAAGGAGCCGCUGGGACGCGCGGAGCGUCCGGGUCGGCCCUGCACGCGCCUGCAGCCAGCGGGCUCAGUGUCGUCCACACCACUCAGCACGCCGUGUAGUUCGGUGCCCUCAUCUCCCAGCUUCAGUCCCACCGAACAGAAGACCCACCUCGAGGACCUGUACUGGAUGGCGAGCAACUACCAGCAGAUGAACCCCGAAGCGCUCAACCUGACGCCUGAGGACGCGGUGGAAGCGCUCAUCGGCUCGCACCCGGUGCCACAGCCCUUGCAGAGCUUCGACGGCUUCCGCGGCGCGCACCACCACCACCACCACCACCACCCACACCCCCACCAUGCGUACCCAGGCGCCGGUGUGACCCACGAAGAGCUGGGCCCGCACGCGCACCCGCACCAUCACCACCAUCACCAAGCGUCGCCUCCGCCGUCCAGCGCGGCCAGCCCUGCGCAGCAGCUGCCCACCAGCCACCCGGGGCCUGGGCCCCACGCGGCGGCCGCGGCGACGGCGGCAGGCGGCAGCGGCAGCGUAGAGGACCGCUUCUCCGACGACCAGCUCGUGUCCAUGUCGGUGCGCGAGCUGAACCGUCACCUGCGGGGCUUCACCAAGGACGAGGUGAUCCGCCUGAAGCAGAAGCGGCGGACCCUGAAGAACCGGGGCUACGCCCAGUCGUGCAGGUAUAAACGCGUCCAGCAGAAACACCACCUGGAGAACGAGAAGACGCAGCUCAUUCAGCAGGUGGAGCAGCUUAAGCAGGAGGUGUCCCGGCUGGCCCGCGAAAGAGACGCCUACAAGGUCAAGUGCGAGAAACUCGCCAACUCCGGCUUCAGGGAGGCGGGCUCCACCAGCGACAGCCCCUCCUCUCCUGAGUUCUUUCUGUGAGUCGCGGCCGGUCCUGGCCCCCACCCUUGCCCUAGCCCGGACUCCCUGUCCCCAGUCCUGGACUGCCCUGGACCCUGCCCCUGCCACGGCCCUAGCCUUGACCUGUUUGACUUGAGGGAGAGGGAGGAACGGCGCGCGGGACGCGGGCGACGGGAGGGCGCGCGGGCAGGCUGGGGACCUUGGCCGAGGCGAGAGAGGCGCGCGCCAGGGCCGCCUCCGAGACUUGAGCAGAGCCAGAGCGAGAUGAGGGGGGUGGGAAGUCCCGGAGCAACUUUUCUCCAGGCUGGAGGGCGGCAAGGCAUAGUCCCGAGGAGUCGCCAAGGCCGUCUGGAGACUCCUGGCUUUCUGAACUUUGCGUGUUAAGCCGGGGCCGCUGCCUCGCCGUCCGGAGCGCGGUGCAGCCCAGGAAGAGAGCAGCGAGGAGAGGAGAGGAGAGGGACCCUGGCGUCCCGGAGGGCGCGAGGAGAGACUGAGCGAAGGAAGGAAGGACAGAUGGGUCUGUCUGUCCAGGGCCCGGAGAACACUGGCUCUCAGCCCGGAGACUCGAGCCUCAGUUAGGACGUUCCGCGCGCAAAUCUCAUCAAUUUUAUUGCCUGCUCGAUUAUAUAGAAAAACUACGAAAAUCUGCAUUAAAAAUAUUAAUCCUGCAUGCUGGACAUGUAUGGUAAUAAUUUCUAUUUUGUACCAUUUUCUUGUUUAACUUUAGCAUGUUGUUGAUCAUGGAUCAUAACCCCCGUAUUUCUUUGAGUGAGAAGGGAUCGCAGUUUGGAAACUCCCGCGGCUGCUGGCCGGGUUUCCACCCCGGCUGUCGGCUUGUAAAUACCCGCCCCGCCAAACCGCUUAGAGAACGUGGCAGCAAGCUGAGCGUCUUUGUUUGGGUUUAUGAUGAUGGCAAACAUUUAUUUUUUGUAAGU